Messenger RNA from Miscanthus lutarioriparius, 456 nucleotides. NCBI's taxonomy places the organism in Eukaryota, Viridiplantae, Streptophyta, Magnoliopsida, Poales, Poaceae. The record is from the annotation of a GenBank genome assembly.
AUGGCUCCUAGCCUUACCCAUCUCUAUCUCUCAUUUGGACACUUUCUAGCCGGUAUUUUGUUAUGCAAAAUGGAUUCCCUUGUCAAAGCAAAGAUUUCUGUCUCAGAAAAUAGAAUAUCUGAGGAGACCCAGCGCGAGCUUCUUGGUAGCCUGUGCAAUGUGACAAGUUUAGAGUUGAUUCGUUUUGAAGCAGAGGUGAUGCUGAAUGAUAACUCUGAAUUUCCAAUAUUUCAUAAUCUGCGAACCUUGGACCUUCAUUCCUGUUUUCUUAAUGAAUAUGAACUGACCGGCAAAUUGGAGGCUUUAGCGAGCUUUCUUCAGAAUGCACCUUGUUUGGAGAAGCUUAGUUUGCACUACUGCAUGUUCUACUCAUUUCCUGAUUCGGAGUGGGAGAUAGAAAGGAAAAACAUCACCCUACCCAUCAUGAUGGAAAGAUUCUCCGUUGUCAAAAGCUGA